Messenger RNA from Oryzias melastigma (Indian medaka), 7364 nucleotides. RefSeq names its product protein bicaudal D homolog 2. Gene Ontology annotation, cellular component: Golgi apparatus; cytosol. The transcript has 10 exons. Bases 320 to 2902 code for a protein of 860 amino acids. Gene Ontology annotation, molecular function: dynein complex binding; cytoskeletal adaptor activity; dynactin binding. Gene Ontology annotation, biological process: microtubule anchoring at microtubule organizing center; protein localization to organelle; regulation of microtubule cytoskeleton organization. NCBI's taxonomy places the organism in Eukaryota, Metazoa, Chordata, Actinopteri, Beloniformes, Adrianichthyidae. The record is from RefSeq and is a predicted model, not a curated record.
AGUUGGUGCUCUGGCUCCGGCGCUAUCGAUCCGAGAAGCCGGGGCAGCCGAGCAGUGCGCAGACCGCAGCGAUGGAGCAUCACUGAAGAGCUUUCAGUGAAGUCUGCAGAUGAAGAUAAUUCAUCUGAGUCAUCUACAUGACCAAAGAAGCGCGAGCGGCCACGCGAACAGCACAGGCGUCAUAACCAUGCAAUUUAAGUACAGGCGAAUUUGAAGCGAACGCGUCUUCUUCAAGGUUACACCGCUUGAAGACACGCCAGCAUCUUCCUCGUCUCAGGUCAACCGGCGCACGUUAGUGGGAUCGUCACCGGUACGAAUCAUGUCCGUGGAGGAGCAAAGCUACACCGACGCGGCGCUGCUGCUGGAGGCCGGCCCGGAGUGGCUGCGGGCGGAGAUCGAGCGUCUCUCCCGGGAGCUGACCGAGACCACCAACGAGAAGAUCCAGGCUGCGGAGUACGGGCUGGUGGUGCUGGAGGAGAAGCAGCAGCUGAAACAACAGUACGACGACCUGGAGAUUGAGUAUGAUGCCGUCCGACAGGAGCUGGACCAAGUCAAAGAGGCGUUUGGACAAGCUUAUUCCAACCACAAGAAAGUGGCGGCGGAUGGAGAAAGCCGGGAAGAGUCUCUCAUCCAGGAGUCGGCCUGUAAGGAAGCCUACUACGAACAGAGAGUCCUGGACCUGCAGACGGAGAUCCGGCAGACGCGCAACAUCCUUACCAACACCCAGUCUGAGAACGAGCGGCUUGGCGUCAUCUUCCAAGACAUGAAAGACAAUUGCGAGAUGGUGGAACUCCAGAGGAAUCAGCUGCGUGAUGACAUCAAGGAGUACAAGUUCCGAGAGAGCCGUCUGCUCCAGGACUACACCGAGCUGGAAGAGGAGAACAUCUCCCUGCAGAAGCAGGUUUCUGUGCUCAAACAGAGUCAGGUGGAGUUUGAGGGUUUGAAGCACGAGAUCCGGCGUCUGGAAGAGGACACUCAGUUUCUGAACAGCCAGCUGGAAGAUGCCAUCCGCCUCAAGGAGAUCGCCGAACGUCAGCUGGGCGAGGCCCUGGAGACCAUCAAGACCGAGCGCGAGCUGAAGGCUUCAUUGAGGAAAGAGCUGUCUAACUACAUGAACAUCGGAGACAGUCUCUACCACAGUCCUCUCAGCAUUUCUCUGGACGGCCUUAAGUUCAGUGACGAUACCGCCACAGAACCCAACAACGACGAAGCUCUGCAUGGAUACGAGAACAGUUUUGCCAAGCUGGCCAAUGAGAUCGCAGAUGACAACCGCAUCUCUUCACCCAAAAAGGAGGAGCUCUUCUGUCCUGUGCCCAGCCUCGUCGAUGACCUGCUGAGUGAGCUGAACAUUUCAGAGAUCCAGAAGCUCAAACAACAACUGAUGCAGAUGGAGCGCGAGAAGGUCAACCUGCUGUCCAACCUGCAGGACUCCCAAAAGCAGCUUGAACAGGCAAACGGCGCCCUGUCGGAGCACCAGGAGAAAGUCAACCGUCUCACUGAAAACCUCAACGCGAUCCGCAAGCUUCAAGCCAGCAAGGAGCGCCAGUCGGCCUUAGACAACGAGAAAGAGCGCGACAGCCAUGAAGACGGAGACUACUACGAGGUGGACAUCAACGGACCUGAAAUCCUCGAGUGCAAGUAUAAGGUGGCUGUUUCUGAGGCUGGAGAGCUGAAGGAGGAACUCAAGACGCUGAAGGCGGAAUACCAGACCUGCCAGUCCCGCUAUGAUGAAGAACGCACCCGCUUGGAGAACGAUGUCACCACUUUGGGAGAGAAGCUGGCGUCUCUGGAGAAGUCUAGUCAGAUAGAUAGAGAGGAAAAAGCUAAGCUGGAAAAGGAGCUGCGUAAGUUGAGCGAUGUGGCUGGUGAGUCCCAGGGAAGUCUGAGUGUAGCACAGGAUGAGCUGGUCACCUUCUGCGAAGAACUGGCGACCCUCUACAACCACGUCUGCAUGUGCAACAACGAGACGCCCAACCGCGUCAUGCUCGACUUCUACAAGGAGGGCAAGGGCGGUCGGAGCAGCCCAGAGGGCCGCGGCCGCCGCUCGCCCAUCCUGCUCACCAGGGGCCUCUUCCCGGAGCCUGGGAAGGCCGACCUCAGUGAUGGGACUCCCUCACCAGUCUCCUCUCACCCUUCUCCUGUGUCUGACCACCGACGCGAGCCCAUGAACAUCUACAACCUGGUCGCCAUCAUCCGAGACCAAAUCAGACACCUCCAGCUGGCAGUGGAUCGGACGACAGAGCUGUCCCGCCAGAGAGUGGCUUCGCUAGAGCUGGGCUCCGUAGCCGACAAAGACAAGGAGGCCUGCAUGGAGGAGAUCCUCAAACUGAAAUCCCUGCUCAGCACCAAACGGGAGCAGAUCGCCACUCUGCGGACUGUCCUGAAGGCCAACAAACAGACUGCUGAGGUUGCUCUGGCCAAUCUGAAGAGCAAGUACGAGAACGAGAAGGCCAUGGUGACGGAGACCAUGAUGAAGCUGAGGAACGAGCUGAAAGCCCUGAAGGAAGACGCCGCCACCUUUUCCUCUCUUCGCGCCAUGUUCGCCACACGCUGUGACGAAUACGUGACCCAGCUGGAGGAAAUGCAGAGGCAGCUGGCUGCAGCAGAGGAUGAAAAGAAGACCCUCAACUCUCUGCUGAGGAUGGCCAUCCAGCAGAAGCUGGCGCUGACGCAGCGCCUGGAAGACCUCGAGUUCGACCACGAGCAGACCCGCCGGGGCGGCAACUCUGGCCGGGCGAAAGCUCGCAAGGCCGCCCAGAGCGCCGCCAGCAACCCCCAUGUAAGUCAGAGUCUCACCUGCUCUGGCUUGGGCCGCCCGGAGCUCAACAACGUGAUGCCCAACGGCAUUCUGGGAGGCCCCGUGGUCUUCUGCAGUGAGAAGUACAAGAUCUACUGCGAUUGAGAGGCGGCCUAACCGUCCGCGUGGACUGCUGUGUACAGAGGCGAGGAGGGGGGACCCUCCUCGCCUUAGAGUUAAAGAGCCCCACUCGCUCGCUUUGCUCCUGGCCGGCCUGCGCUCGUCUCCAGACUGCUGUUAUACUAACCGGCUGCUGUGUCUGCUAAUGUAAACGCUUCCGGGAAUGCAUGUGUCCACUAGACGCCUGGACUGCAGUAGACAUUUCUGGCAUGGGGGGGUUAAAAAGGGCCCUUGUUGUUUUGGGGGGUUUUGUUGGAGUGUCUAUUCUUUCCAUAGUGCUGUACGUGGAGCGCAAAACGGCGGCAGCUAGAUGGGGCUGCCCGGGCGGCUCGCCCGUCUCCGUAAACACAUCGCCGGGGUAGAAAUUCAUAAAGAGGAAGUCGACGUCGGUGCUCCUUUCAGAAAAAAAAACCGUCGCACAAUCCCCUCCUCCCUCUCCGUCCUAAAAUCAGCUGACUCUGUUUACAACAAUAUUAAUAAGCGAGAAUAUGCAAACUCCCCGUGCUUUUGUGGCUAGGGGAGUGACAAAUUCUAAACUCCUGAGGGGGUUGUUGGGUUUUUAAUCGCAUCUCUGUCUGGGCAGGAAAAGAAAAAGGAGCACCCCAGGUGUAGAUUUCAGGAUCAGUUUUUUUUUUUUUCAAGCUGUGAUGCUAGCACACCGAUACAAUAGGGUCAGUAGAAUCGCAUGGCUUUGCAGCUGAAAAGGCGUAUGAGCUUCUUUUCUUUCCGUCGUUGUUGUUGUGAGGUGUGUUUAUGAGAUGAAAUCAUACUCUACAGGGCUCUACAUUGUGGAAAAAAGAAGAGAUCAUUGAUGAAAAACAGAAAAAACGCGGCUUUUGUCUUCUGUGCGACACCAUUUUGUCACGAUGGAGCCAUAUUCCAACAGAGAAAGGAUGAAAUGUAUCUCUGGGUCUAAAUUAAGUGCACUUCAGCACAGGUGCCUCAGGUUCCUACUUCACCUAUAAUGGGUUCAAAUGACUACUGUGAACAGAGAUACACUAUAGUUUUGUGCAAAUGUUUUUUUUUCUUUAAUUUUUUAAAGAUUCUAAUCAAAAAGGAGCACAAAUAAUCCAGAUGAACAAUUUGCAACCAACCGUCCGUGCGGCAAAAGUGCCUGUUUGACCCAAACUUGAUAUAUUUAUCUACCUGUAAAUGUAAAGCCCUGUUCGCGUGUCUUAGCCUCAGCGGUUUGCCGUUUCCCUCCCCAGAACCCCGCUCUCAUUCUCGUCGAUAAUCUAGAUCGUCACCACUCACCCUUUAAUUAUAAAGAAUAAUUGCGGGGAUUAUAUUUUUGUCAGGUGGUUUUUGCCUCCAUGUAUAUCUCAGUGUUGAAGUGAAGGGCCCUCGCAUGUAUCGACUGCAGAUGAAGAGCCCCUCAUUUCUUUCUUUUUUUUUCUUGUUGUUGUUGACAACAAAACAGUUUUAGUAUUUACGAAAGCUUUAAAACUUUGCAAGCUAGUAUUAAGCAAAUAUAAAAACUAUAUACGAGUGGGGCUUGUGUUUAUCAAAUCCAUGUACUGCUUGUGGAUCGUAGACACACCGGCUUAAAGAUGAAAAAAAAAAAAAAAGCAGGGUUGAUGUGAGGGAAUCCUGCAAGGUUUCAAAAGGUUUUCUACAUAAUCUAUUCUUCAAAUGAUCAGGUAAAAAAAAAAAAAAAUCUUGCAGGAUCCUGCUCAAGUAUUUCUUGAAUGCAAAAACAUUUGAAACGGUCAACCCUGCUUGAGCGAGCAUCAGUAAAGCCAUAGCAACCAGCAUGGAGACGAGGCUAUUGUACACUUUAGAGGAAAUGAACAAAACAAUCUCCUUAGGGGUCAGUCACUCUUGUGUUAGAGGUUCACUUAACAUACAAGUGUGGUAAAUGUGUGUUUGUGUGUGGACGAAAAAAAAUAAAAAAGGUUUGGAGACUUACAGCGAAAAGCUUGAGAACUGCUGACGCCGAUUCAAAAAUAUUUGAGCUCCUUAACGGUAGAUAGAUCUCAGGAUGUGAUUGUGACUAGAAUCCCCCUUUUUUUUUUUUUUUUGGCAUAGGAAUCUGAGCGUCUAGUUUAAAAAAGUCAACUGUAAGGCUCCUCCUACCUCUUCCUGCAGGCUCCUCCCCUCCACACGAUUCACUCCCAUGUAUAGGCCUGCACAUGGUUGACCUGCAUGAGAAAAACAUGUCUCCUUGAGCUUAAUCUGCACUCUCAGGAUGGUUUGUUUGCUUCUCUCCAGCUGUGACUAGCUCCUAACACAACAUCACGUUGCUUUGACUAACUGACUAACCGCUUCUUGGUGUUGCCCGAGCUGCUAAAAAAGUCACAAAAAAAGCUCAUAAUGCUGAUAAUUGCUUUUGUUUUCUCCGUUUUUGCAGUAAUUUACUGUUUUUUCUACGUGGACGACGGAUUACUGACACAGGCUCCUCUCCCGCAGUGAUUUCUGCAAAAAAAAUUACACUUAUUUGGACUUGGAGAAAAUAAAAAGAAAUUCUAUUUUGAUGACAGAAAUUUUUUAAAUAUUCUUACAUUUUUAGUCAGGCAUCGCUGGGGGAAGCACAUUUCUCACCAGGGAUUAAUGAGAAGUCGGGGGAUUUGUGUUUCUCUAUUCAAUUUUUGUUUUAAUUUUCAUUUAAUCUGUGCACUUUCGUUAUAUAGGAUUCUAUUAUUAUUAACCUAAUAGGAAUCAUAGUAGUGCUAUGGUUUGUGAAUUAUCUACUUUAGGAAUCAGAAUUGAUGCAAUUGACUUGAGUAAAUCCUCCACAAACCACAUUUGUACUAUUAUGUCUCCAUCCUCAAGAUUUUAUUCAUCAAAUUAUUCUUUUGAAGUUGCUUUUUUGUUACAUGCAACUUUAUAAUAUGCUGUUUUUUGUUUCUUUUGUGUUUGUUCUACUGCCAUGUUCUAUACAAAAAGAAAAAAAGAUCCAGGGUGAUUGAAUUCUGGGUUUUUUUUCACGUAUUUAUUAUUCCUAGGAAUAGUUCAAAAAUUUACACAAUGAAACUUGAUAACGCUCUGACUCAAAAAAGAAAAAAAAAAGGUAAGUUGUAUUUUUGGGAAAUAUUUGAAGAUGCUUUUCCUAACUUCUUACCGAGGGCGUUCCUUACAGAAACACGAUCGCUGGCCUACAGAAUUCUCUGCAAAUGCAACAAUAAAAUUCCAAAUUGGAAUUGUUUCAUUCUCUCUUUGUUUAUCGUGCCAAAUCUUGGCACACCGUUUAGGUCGAAAAGAAUUGAGACUCUGAAAGAAAAAAAAAACGAACUGACAUUGGGAAAGGCACGCUCAAGCGCCUGGGUUUUGCUUUUUUUUGGUUUGUUUAGUUCAUUUCUUGACCAGUAGUGCCUUUCAUUGUUUCAAGGGAGAAUCAUAGAUUUAGUAUUUUAAGUUCCUCUUUUUUAUAGGUGAGGACUUUAGGGGUUUGAACUGUGAGCAGCAAUAAAACACAAAAAGGGAAUGCCCCCUUUUUUCUGCAUGAGUGAGAUGAUAGUUUUUAAAUUAGCCUAAUAACCGUACAAUUGUAUUGAAUUGUGCAGGUCAGCGAUCGAUCAAGAAAUUCAGGGGUAUUGUUUUUUUUUUUGUUUGUUUUUUUCUUUUUGUGAAGCAAACUUUUGGAACCAAAAACAAAAAAAACAACAAGUUUGGCCUCCUGUUAUUGAACAAAACCCUCCACGUCUGAAUGCGUUGGAGCACAUCAGUGUAUUAAUGGAGACAUCCGUGUAUCUCUAGCUCUGUAUGGUGAAGGUAAUGUGAUCGCAAUAGUGUUGUGGGAAAAAAAUGUGCAGAAAGGCGCAUUUUUCUCCUUUUUUUGUUUAUUUUUAAUUUUUUUAUAAUACUCUUGAGUUUGUUUUUUUAUAUUGUCAUUUUUAAAAAAUGUAUGUUUUCAGGAAACAGAAAACAAAACCUGCAUCAACAAGCUGGAUUAGUGCCAUUAUAAGCCAGUGCUUGCUUGUUGAGGCGUUAAAAGAAACCGAUACGGAAAAGAAGCCGAAAAGUCAAAGUGCAAUUCAGAAACUGUUUCAAGUUUUUACACUAUUUUAAAUAAAAGUUUUCUGUUUGCUGGAAGCGACAGCAUUGUAAUAAUGAAAGUAGCUUUGCAAACUAUUGUCAUAUUGUGUUUCAGUAUUGAUCCAUAAUAAGAGUUUGAUAUCUUUAUAUGAAAUAACGACUUCACUCGUAUGUUGGUAUUUAUUUGAACUGUCACACGUUACUGUAUUCUUAUCGAUAAUGUGCAUUAUGAUUAGUGGCAUAUUAAUUACUGCUAUAUGUCAUAUGCAUGUUUCUCAGUGAUGAGACCUUUACACAGAAAGGAAAACAAACAUGGAAACUUUUGUCAAAAUUUGAGGGGGGAAAAAGUCUAAUGUGUUACUACUAAAGUAAUCCUCGGAAAGUGUUUUGUUUGUUUUCUAGAUAAGUGGUGAAAUGGCUGUGUAAGGGUAGUCUUACUGAUUAAAAUCAAUAAAUGUGACCUAAGUCCUAA